AUGAAAGCGCUAGCUUGGGAAAAUCGGUUAGGAAAAGUCAAUACUGGACCCUCCGAAAAAUUAUCCCAGAUAGAAAAAAGAGCUUACUUUAUAGAACUGCGCAAUGCAGACUACAAUCACCACAACCACAUAUACACAGACGGAUCGAAACUGUCGGAUGGAGUAGGCUGCAGCGUACACUCUAACAACAUAAACAUGUCCAUCUGCCUUCCCGAUUACCUAUCGAUCUUCAGUGCAGAGGCUUACGCCAUAAAUAAAGCAAUAGAAAACUGCCCAUCCGGUCUAAACGUCAUAUUCAGUGACUCCAAAAGCGUUCUUGAAGCCGUUGCAAGAAACAACCUAAACCACCCAUGGACAGCUCAAAUCAUAAAAGAACUUCACGAGAAACGAGGUAGCAUUGAACUCUGUUGGGUUCCAGCGCAUGCCAAUAUUGAGGGAAAUGAAAAAGCGGACCAACUAGCCAAACAAGGUGCAGCCAAAAACACACCAACCGAAACAAAAAUACCUUUUGGAGACUUCAAACUUUUAGUGAACACUAAAAUAUUCCUGUUCUGGUGCACCCGUUGGAACAACAGUAACAGCAAGCUGAGGGAAAUUGAAAACACCCCUCAUGAAUGGAGCUCCUCACAGGCGAACGAUAGACACAUCAAUCGAGUGAUAACAAGGUUGCGGAUCGGACACACCAGACUAACCCAUGGACACUUCGCGAAAAAAGAAACCCCCGCGAUUUGCACAACAUGUGGCGUGCAGGUGACGGUCAAACACAUUUUUAUUGAUUGCCGGAAAUACGACACAGAGAGGCGAAACAACCAACUGGACUCAACUCUCCAGAAAAUUCUUGGAGGCGACGAAGACAACCUGAAGCGAACAGUGAAAUUCCUUAAAGAAACUAAAUUGCACGAGUUAAUUUAA
Molecule: messenger RNA, 912 nt
Organism: Wyeomyia smithii (pitcher-plant mosquito)
Lineage: Eukaryota; Metazoa; Arthropoda; Insecta; Diptera; Culicidae
Exons: 1
Coding region: 1-912 (303 amino acids)
Biological process (GO): DNA replication, removal of RNA primer
Molecular function (GO): RNA-DNA hybrid ribonuclease activity; nucleic acid binding
Source: RefSeq, a predicted model, not a curated record